Molecule: messenger RNA, 1472 nt
Organism: Nematostella vectensis (starlet sea anemone)
Lineage: Eukaryota; Metazoa; Cnidaria; Anthozoa; Actiniaria; Edwardsiidae
Exons: 1
Coding region: 67-975 (302 amino acids)
Cellular component (GO): membrane
Source: RefSeq, a predicted model, not a curated record
UGUAUAUAAAGCACGCUCAGCGGUUCUUUUUAUAGUAAAACUCUUCACAAGCAACCUGUACUUGCAAUGGCCAUGGCCGCCAACUCUGCAAUGGCACGGACUGUGUUAACUAUUAUUCUCAUUCUAGCGUUCAUAAUAAUGAUAGCGCUCAACGGCUUCGCAACGCCGAAUGUGAGGCCCGCGUUUCUUGAGCCUUUGUACGGGAAUAACCUCUCAACCGGCGAUGUGUCGGACAUAUACAGUACAGAUAUUACUCCAGCAGGAUGGGCGUUCUCGAUCUGGGGAGUCAUCUAUACUUGGCAAGUUCUAAUGAUCAUUUACGUCACCAGUUUGAUCUGCAGAAAGCAUGUCCCCGAUGUUCUUGACUGCACAUUUCUCGGACUGUACCUCCUAAGUUGUUUCUUGAACGCAACUUGGAUAGUAAUCUGGCAACGAAUGCAUCUAUCCGCGGCCUCGGUUAUUCUAUUCGCGAUCUCCUUCACUCUGUACGCAACCCUCUUCGUGUCGUACUACCGACUCAAUAAGAUUGGCAAGCGGGAAUUCCCAAAGUUUGACUUUUGGUGCGUACAAGCUUUGGUCCACAAUGGCAUCGCCUUCUACGCUACAUGGUGUACGGUCGCCUCGCUGCUCAACAUGACAAUCGCUGUAACUUACGUACACGGCGUCGCCAGAGCCACUGCUGGUACCAUCGCCCUCUCUAUCCUCGCUGUCGAGAUCAUCGCUUGGUUUGUCAUCGAAAACUUCGUCCUGGAGCGUUUCCUGCGCUACACGAUCAGUCAGUACAUUGUUCUCAUCGUCGCCCUGUCCGCCAUUUUGUAUAGUCACUGGAAGCCAGACAAUGUGAACGCGAUCCUGACGCUUGUUCUUCUGUGCGUUGUGUGUGUGCUGUACCUAUUUCGGCUAGUUAGAGUGGCAUUGAAGAUUAAGAGUGAGCGACACAAUCGCUCAGAAAACUUAAGUCUUACAAAGGCUUGAGCUCCCUUGUAGCAAACCAUAAUAGGAAGUAGUUUGGAGCGGUGACACCACUUCGGUGGGGGAGGGGGGGGGGGGCACUGGUGUUGGCAUCUCAUCGAUCGUGGCUUUUUUAAUUUGUUCAUUUGCAAGUUAACCAUUUAUUUCCAAAUGUGAGGAAUAAUUAACCAAGAAGUAGAUUUUAGGAGGAGCUCAUUACUUAUUGUUGCUUUUGGGAAAUAGUCAAAUAGUUAUUGUUAUCUAAUUUGGGACUUUAGACUGCUUGUAGCCUCUCCCUUGGCAAACAUCAGUAGAAAUAAGAGAAAGAUGUCUGUGUUGCUAAUGUGGUCCUAGAUCACCACAGGCUAUUGGUUUAUAUUGCAUUCAAAGAAGAUGUAUAUGAUUUUUACACGUCUCAAUUUUUGACUAUUUAUUUUUGUUGUUGCUAGUAUCACAUUCAAGAAGGAUGUAUGUAAUUUUUUACACAUUUACUAUAUACCUAAUAAAAAAAUGUUUUCUGA